Molecule: messenger RNA, 1019 nt
Organism: Cylicocyclus nassatus
Lineage: Eukaryota; Metazoa; Nematoda; Chromadorea; Rhabditida; Strongylidae
Source: the annotation of a GenBank genome assembly
UUCAUUCUAUCAUAUGCGUUCUUCUUCCAUCGUCAUUCACUCACCAUUCUUCGACCAUCGUGAGUGGUUGUUCCCAGCGUCAGGCUGCUUACCCACAGGGAAGCAAGCGACAAGCCGGCUGAAGAAGACGAAUCGUCGCAUCGAUUGGUGUUUUACUCAACCACGCUUUGAAUUAGGCAAAAGAAGAGCUCAAAAUACUUUUUACGACCAGAGGAGCAACGUACAAUUAUGGAUUAUGGCCAUGGCGGAGUAUCCCGACCAGACAGGAUUCCAAUGAGGGAUGACUACCCGAGCACAGAAAACUUGUUGUCAACCGCUUCACCAGAAUCACCUCUUGUUUUCAUUGUCAAUCCUGAUUUUACGCUGGGACAGUUCUCUCGAGAAGCACGCGCAUACUCAGUCGACAAGACUCUGAGAGGACUACCAGCUACCGUAAAGUCAAAGAAAUAUCACGUCAGCCGAUACCUUGAAGACUUCGUUCUAGUUCUCAACGGUGAAAGUCACAUCUGCUGAAGAAUUCACGAAAGGUAAUGCUAUUAACGUCGUAGCUGGUGAAGAAUGGACUAGCAUGCAGUCAUUGGCUAAAACUGUUUUGUCUGGUCUUGGGGACACUUAUAUCGCUGUCAUCACAGCAACUGAUGCUGUUGCCACUGAGAAGGUGCCUUUUUGUUGUAGAAAAUUCAGCUGAUGUUCCUCUUUUUUUACAUAUGCUGUUCGCUCCUUGAAUGUCAUUGUUUAUAGAAAUUUUCUAUCUGUGAUGUCAAUUUUUUUCGUUUUCUUAUUUCCGCUAUUUGACUUAUAAGUUGAAAUCCUAUGUAUAAAAAUCAUUGGUAAUUUUAAGCCAUUCCAGUUACCGAUUAUGGUAACCAUUUCUCAAAGGCAGAAUUUGACACAAGUUCUGCAGUUUUCAUAGUUUCUUAGAAUGAUUUGAAUUGUCAUUGCCUAGAUUAUUCGAAAACAUUCAUGAAUUGUGCUACUUAUAAUCAUUUGACUUCUCUGCUAGAAUCGUGACCCUGAGU